UUGCGGAAACCAACGCUCAUUUCUGGACUAUCCAGAGAAACACAAUAUUAGAUUUAGUAUUCUGUUUCAAUUUCAACUCAACUUCCAGAAACACUCAUAAGAAAAUAAUAAAACCUGUCAUGAAAGCUUAGAGAACUUUAACACUUUUUUUCGCUUUAGAGGUUAGUUUUCCUUUAAGUUUUUAGUUCAAUUUUAGUGCAUGACGAGGGAGAAAUCGCUUUUUUAAUGAAACUGUAAUUGACCUCAUCUUGUGUGUUUUUGACCUCGAUUUACUUUCUAUACAGAUUUUUUGAGAGAACUGGGCGUAGUGGAAAAACAGCAUCCAUGCUGGACUACCCAGGAGUGGUAAGAAGAUUUGGUACCGGUGCAACACACGCCAUCGCUUGCAAUUCAGAUCAAGAGGUUGUUUCUCAUGCAGUAAGAUUAAUGGAAGCUUCAGAUAUUGUGUGGGCCCAUCUUCACGAAGUUGAAAUGUUCCCAAGAGAUUUAGAGGGGCAGUCUAGCCUUGAAGAAGAUAAACGGCGAUCUUUCAUGGAUGUGCUUCUAUCAGUGGACUGGAGAAUCAAGCAAAUCCACGAUGCAGUACCGAGUCAAAGCUUGAUGCUGGUUAUACUUGGUUGUGGUGAUCUGUCACUCGUUAAAAGACUUCAGAGACAGAUGAAAGAAAACACACCCGAACUAAAGAAAGCUGUGAAGACUGCCAAAAAGGGAAUUUGUUUUUUGAAAAUUACAUAGCAGUUUCUAUUCAAGAUUGACAGCUGACAAUUAAUCUGAAAGGAAGUGGUGUCUCUCUGAAAAGAGACGAGAAUGACCCGUCCCCAAAAUUACAGAACCUUGGAAUACAUGGACCUGGAAGGCUGCUGAGGACAAGUAAAGGAAAACAAGAAAAAUUAUUGUGGCUUUCAAAGACUGGAAUUGGAUCACUCCACUACUGAUGAAAUGACAGCGUUUUGUUCAAACUGGACUAAAUUUCAACCAGAAACGAGAAAUAGACUCGUCCGCAUUUUGACUUUGAUUU
This is a messenger RNA of Orbicella faveolata, 1018 nucleotides long. RefSeq lists its product as uncharacterized. The record is from RefSeq and is a predicted model, not a curated record. Gene Ontology annotation, molecular function: exonuclease activity; nucleic acid binding. Gene Ontology annotation, cellular component: nucleus. NCBI's taxonomy places the organism in Eukaryota, Metazoa, Cnidaria, Anthozoa, Scleractinia, Merulinidae.